UCAGAGGAGAGGGGCUGAGGCCGGUGGGAAGCCUGAACACAGGAUCAUGUCCGCGGUACUUCCCUCGCUGCUCUGUCUUGGGUUGUGUCUGAGCCAGAGCACUUGGGCACAGAAGGGAAAUCUCCGCCCCCCUCGUAUCACAGCUCUGCCUGGAUCCACAGUUCCAGCUAAGAGUCAUGUGACCCUCCUGUGUCAAGGACCUAGACAAGCUGAGGGGUACAAGAUCUCAAAAGUGGGAAGUCCUGAGCCCACGGACAAAGAGGAACAGAUCACGCCCAGGAAGACCAACACUUUCAGUAUCGCAGAGAUGACAUUUGAAAAGACAGGGCUGUACCACUGCUCCUAUCAGAGAGGAGGCCGCUGGUCCCAGUUCAGUGACCCCCUGAAGCUGGUGAUGACCGGAGCUUAUGACAAGCCCUCCCUCUCCAGGGUGGCUGGCACAGUGGCAGCUCCAGGGGAGAAUGUGAAGUUGCAGUGUUUCUCCAAAAUCAACCAUGAAGUAUUUAUCCUCACCAAAGAUGGAGAUCACAUCACCCAGAACCAAAGCUCCACCCCCCAGGACAGAGGGCGCCAAACCAUCUUCUUCUUGAAUCUGGUCUCCUCCAUACAGGCGGGGACCUACAGAUGCUACGGUGCCUUCCGUGACAACCCCUACGUGUGGUCCCAGCCCAGUGACCCACUGCAGCUUCAGGUCGAAGCCCCGUCUAGCGACCUAACCUCCCGAGACAGACUCCUAGGCAUCUGGAUCCCGGUGGCUGUGGGGCUCCUGCUCCUGGUCUUCCUCGUCUUCGUCAUCCUCUACUGUCUGCGCAAAGCCAAAAGCAACGCUGUGAGGAAAGAGAGACAGCCAGAGGCAGCUGGCCGGGCGAAUGGACAGGCUUCUGAAGCUGCAGACCCUCAGGAGGUCACCUAUUCCCAGGUGACCUGCCAUGUCCCCCACCAGGGGACAGCUGGGACCCCCUCCUGGGUGCCCAGACAGACCCAGAGCAGCGAGUAUGUGACACUGGCCUUCAGAUAAGCCAGGCACCAGGGCCAGCACUUCAUCUGGGCGGCAGAACUCACAGCUACUGCUGGUAGCUCCCUCCUCUAGAACUGAGGCUCCAAACCUGACAACCUGGUUGAGGGAGCCCAUAUUCCUCAGAAGGUCCUGCUGCCCCCACACACACACC
This is a messenger RNA of Budorcas taxicolor (takin), 1169 nucleotides long. Its product is annotated as leukocyte immunoglobulin-like receptor subfamily A member 5. Gene Ontology annotation, biological process: cytokine-mediated signaling pathway. The transcript has 7 exons. Gene Ontology annotation, molecular function: inhibitory MHC class I receptor activity. Bases 47 to 1018 code for a protein of 323 amino acids. NCBI's taxonomy places the organism in Eukaryota, Metazoa, Chordata, Mammalia, Artiodactyla, Bovidae. The record is from RefSeq and is a predicted model, not a curated record.